Molecule: messenger RNA, 1380 nt
Organism: Glarea lozoyensis ATCC 20868
Lineage: Eukaryota; Fungi; Ascomycota; Leotiomycetes; Helotiales; Helotiaceae
Exons: 2
Coding region: 1-1380 (459 amino acids)
Biological process (GO): proteasome-mediated ubiquitin-dependent protein catabolic process; protein polyubiquitination; protein monoubiquitination
Cellular component (GO): nucleus; cytosol; ubiquitin ligase complex
Molecular function (GO): cyclin binding; ubiquitin protein ligase activity; ubiquitin conjugating enzyme binding
Source: RefSeq, a predicted model, not a curated record
AUGGCUGGAGUGAAGCCAUUGAUAUAUGCUGAGCUUUUGUCCAAUAUCCGUCAAGUUUCUGUCAUCGCGGCUCUGAAUACGCCAUCUGAUUCCUCGACUCGAGUAGAGGUAUUGGAUGGUGGCCGUCAGAUUCUCGUAUCUCACCAAGACCUGAGCUCGGUCUUAAUCCUGCCUGGACAAGUUACGCUUUACUCCCAGCUUCAACAACCUGUGUCUGGGCAAAAAGAAGUCUCAUGGCGUCUUCCACUGGCAAGUGCACCAAGCUCUGGGAGGGUUGUAGCGAAUCUGCAAGAGAAUGAAACUCCUUGGUCUGCUCGGGACUUGGGAGAAGACGCUGAGUUCUCCUGUCGCGAAUGCAGCGCUAUCAUCAUCAAGAAUGGCUCGAUCAAGGAUUGGAAAGAUCUCCCGAGUGAGAACUGGGCAGAGAUGAUGGAGUUUUGGCAUUGCCAUAAGCCCGAUGUCCCCAAGCAUGAGCAGAAUGGACCCAACAAUGGAUCAAGCGAUCACAAACACCAUUCUCAUACCGACAGUAAUGCGAACAGAGGCUAUGGGGCGAACUCAAAGUUUAUUGCGAGAAAAUCUACCGGCUUUGUCGACCCAACAACGUUCCUUCUGGCCAGCGCCGAUUGUUCCAACAUUCAAGGGCUACAGAAAUCAGAGCUGUCAAACAAGCAAUUAGAUUAUCAACCACUGAGUUGCUUAGGUUGUAACCAAUACUUGGGCAUAGUUGACCCGCAAGCAGAAGGAGUCCGUCUAUACAAAUGGAGGCUCUUGUGCAAUUCGCGACCGUCUUCGCAGCCAAACGGCUCAACGACUGGCUCGAUUUUAGAAGCACCUUCAUUAUCUGUAUUUUUUGCCUCUGAGUUGAUACGGAUGCAUCUGUCACAGUGCGUGUCGCGUAUCUUACUUUCGCCGAUAUCAUGGAAGCCGGCACAAGUAUCUACUACUCCGACUAAAACAUCAUUUCCAAAGUUCAUCUCGCUCUGGGUCCUGUCUCCUGGCUUGAAGGUAUCUGGAUUGGGUGCCUCGCCAGAUUCCCCGGUCAACUCCAGCAAUGAUUUGAACAGCACGACUCAGUCCCUCUUGCGAAGUCUUCAAUUAAAUCCAAAGCGGCCAGGUUCAUCUAAAGGCAACUCAACUUCAAAGAGCAGCCAGAUUGCUUGUGGUCUUAAGGUGAAACUGUUUUGGAACCAUGUAGAUGAGAAAGCCGCUAUCGAGUUACAAGACCGCGAAGAUACAGAAGAACUGUCUUUGCCUGUCGAGGCAAUUGAAGAAUUAUCAGCAUGUCUCCAGAAUUCUGCUAAUAUUCUGCCGCCAAGUGCGCGCAGAUUUCAGACUUGGAAUGUAGGAUUGCUAGACAGAUACGAACAGCCAAGAUAG